AGUACAAGUGCGCGGAGUGAGGUGUAGUGUUGCUGCUCUGCUGCUCCAUGAUUUUCAUACCCAGUGUUGCUUCAAUGAGCGAAAAUAUCUGUGACACAAUCAAUAAACAUUCGUAAAUUAUUCAGAAUAUGAAAACUGUUAUCAUUUCUGACAUGGAGUAAAUCGUAAAUCAACUUCCAUACAUAAAAGUUGAAGUUACCAAGGGAAAACCAUCUCGCAGUCAAUGAGUUGCGGUGAAUAGCAUCGGUUCUGGAAAUAUUUUGAGACAUUUAAUUUUGGUGGCCGGAUAUUACAGUCAUAGAAACCAUACGUGUUCAUCAAGGGAGGGAUCCUAUGAUUGACGAUACGAUCAGCCGCGCUGGCGGCACUGGUGCUGUUUCUUCCCAUUCUGCCAUCAAUCAGCUGGUCGACUGUGAAGCAGAUGCUGCCGCGCAGGAUGACCCGCCCCUUACCGGUACCUUUUCCCAGUGCGCUGGCCAGUGCGCUGCCGAUCCCGUGGAGCUGAAUGAUGAGCCUCGCCAGAAAGUCCUUAGCACUGAGGAUCAGUCUUGGCUGGAGACGAUUGAACGCUGUCCCUGGCUGAAGGAACAGGCGGAGCUGGUCUUGCCAGAACACAAUGACUGCCACGACAAUGUGUGUUCACGCGACCUUGACGAAAAACUUUUGCCCAAGCCUAUGGAACUGUCGCAUGAUGAGCUUGAAGAAAUCUUCGGUCUGACACCAUUGCAGUGUGAGGAACUCAAGACGCCCAUCUAGAAAAUGAAUUGAGAGAGAGAGAGAGAGAGAGAGAGAGAGAGAGAGAGAGAGAGAGAGAGAGAGAGAGAGAGAGAGAGAGAGAGAGAGAGAAAGGACUACCAUUAAAGUAAAAAGUGGCAAAUAGAGUUGGCAGAAAAUUAGAAUCAAGUGCCAUGGUCACUGAAAACAUCUACUUAACAAACUCGGUCAUGUAGUACAAAGCACUGCAUACUUCACUGUAGAAAUAACUUAUAAAGUCUUUAUAUCACAAAUGAGCUCAAAAGUAUGUCUACACUAGGCUAGUUCCUCCUAUGUGCAAUAGCUAGCGCGCCUGGCAAUGAAUACGCGGGUUGUUUAAAUCUGGGUGGGGUCAGUCGGUGCUUAUCUCAUCCACCUGUGCAUCCUUUCGGAUUGGUCGAUAAAUGGGUACCUGUGGGAACCUACACUGGCCAGGAAACGGAGAUAAGGCCCCAACUUUUCCUUUAUGUUAGGGUGGUAAGGAGCAGCUCUGACACGUACUAGUCUGCACAAAACUCCGGAGGACAGUGCGAGGCUGGGAGGGACAGAAUUAUUACCAACUGUGCAUACAUUACAGACUGACCGUUCUGUACAUAUAAAGUCGUGUCAAGGGAACAGAACACCUGGGAACGUAUUCUCGAAUGUUUUGCCGUUUCUUUAUUUUUUAUUAUUUUUUAUUUUUUAUUUUAUUUUUUUUCGCUGGCUGGAGUUCAGUUUAUUGAGGUUUUCAGUGGUGUGUUCAUUAUUCUAGUUCAACGUGGAUUCUGCAUCAUCAAUGAGAAAAAAAAAACAUUCAUGAUAACCCGAAACAUCAUCUGUACUAUGAAUUUUUAAAAACCAUAAUCUGUGGGCUUUGGAAAUAGUCAUAAUGACAAUCCAAAGCAUUCCAGAAUAAACCCCAGUCCAACUAUAAAUAAUUACCGGCCACCAGUUUUCACGGUGGUAGUUUCCUGCUCAAACACCAUUAAAUUCCAAAGGGUAUUAUUAUGUAGCUAAAUGUAAAGUUGAAUAACUACUACUUCUUUACAAGACAGGAGUGAAGUUAGUGCCGAAUGAAGAGACUUCUAAACGAAGAUUAGACAAAGUUAUGGGUGAGAGUGAAUAGGUAGUCAUGUUUCAUGCAGGGAGUACCAGGUGCCUUUUUGCAGCUUCCCUUAUUCUCUUGUAGUGUAUGAGCAAUCUAUUACCUUAUAUCUGUUUCCAUUACUAAACAAUAUAUCACAACUGCAUUUAUAUUAUCACUUGGUAUUUGAAAGUCUAUAAAAAUAUAUUUAAC
This is a messenger RNA of Scylla paramamosain (green mud crab), 2029 nucleotides long. RefSeq lists its product as uncharacterized. The coding region runs from base 334 to 756 and encodes 140 amino acids. Lineage: Eukaryota; Metazoa; Arthropoda; Malacostraca; Decapoda; Portunidae. The record is from RefSeq and is a predicted model, not a curated record. The transcript is spliced from 3 exons.